AAUCAAUCGACGCAAUUUCGUCAGUAUUCGCUAGACAUCGGCUAGGAUAAGAUUUUUGUUCAAAGUUUUUGUCGCGAGAUUCGUAAGCAAUUAUCAAAGUAUUGUUAAAUUUCAUCAUACGAUACAUAACAAAAUCUUUUAAAGUCUGUCAUUAAGUUUUAUGUAACAAUUCAGUAUAUUCAUCCUCGGAUACAACACAGCAGUGUGAAAUUGCAUGAAAAGUGACGCUCGUUUGCGUGGUUUUGUGUGCAAAUCUCUGCAAGUGAAUAAUUGUCGAACACUAGCCGGAAGUGUAUCAACAGCCAUUGUUACGCGUUGCUGCUUGAAUUUAAAUUCAAUAGCGUCAGGUUAGUGCUUGGAAAGCACCAGAAAAUCAAUCAAAAUUGCCCACUUAUUACAAAGUAACAGCGGCCAGUGGAAGAUUACCAUGUCCAGCAACAUUCAGAUAACGGCUGAUGACAAACCUUCGGCCGGCAUUACAACGCCACCGAAACCGGUUGCAAGCAUUCCGUCAAGCCCGUCCCACUUGCAGCUGCCAUCACCGAUCAUUACGCGUCGAACUAGAACCGCUUCCACAUCGGACCGUGCCAUGCGUAACCCUAUCGAGGAAGGAAAAGUCAGAUCUUUCAACAGGAAUAAGGGUCACGGUUUUAUUACGCCCGCGUCAGGAGGUGACGACAUUUUCGUGCACAUUUCAGACGUCGAAGGCGAAUAUGUGCCACUACCAGGAGAUGAGGUCAGCUACCGAAUCUGCUUCAUUCCACCUAAGUUCGAAAAAGUUCAAGCAAUUCACGUUCAAAUCACUCAUCUGACACCGGAGAAGCACUCAAAAUGGGAGGAGUUGUCCUGCAAGUCUCCCGACGGAUCCCGGCUGCACUAGGAUAUGGCUUGGAUGGUCACGCAUUCUGCUGGGAUCGUCGUAUGUAGGGGUUAGCAGUUCCGGCCAAGCUAGUGUUCUUUUUUUUCUUAUGCAUACUGUUCUAUAUAUAUUAUAUUCUAGUGAGGAAAUAUGCUACAAGUAGUUGUGUGCUCGGUACAUACGGCUACUUUUGUAUUUAAAGUUAUGUUUCCCGUUCCAUGCUUUGUAAAUGUUAUUUUUUCACUUGUACUGCUCAAGGAUCUUUUUUGAAAUGUGAACCGAAAGGAGAAUGUAUGUGUAGGAUGUCCAAUUGGUGAACUUCUUAAAUACUAAAAAGGUAAACAGUGAUUAAAGGAUGAAAGCAAGCUAGAGAAUAAAUUUUGCGGCACAAGCCUUUAUUAACCUACUAAUUUGAUUUUUCUCCUCUCUACUUAUUACGAUAGAAUUCCGCAAAAACUCAACAAAAGAAAAAUCAAAGCGAAAUACUAUCUUGACUAAUGGACGAAUACAAACAUUGCAUAAAUUGAUCUACUGCGGAUUUUUAGCAGAUAAAGAGCAAUGCAGAAGGCAUUAACAAAUGUUAGCUUCGAAACUACUCUAUGGAAAGAGCAAGGCUGUAAAAAAAGGAUGGAAAAAUUAGAAUUAGAGAAAAAGGAAUAUAUAGAAGUACUCCACUUACUAAGCGUUCCAUAAAAAUUUAUAAAGCAAAAUUUAGUUUGUAACUCGAGGUAUAAAGAGCAGAUUUAGGCACACGAAAAGCUGCAAUCUUUACCAGUUGUUUGAAAACUUUCAUUUGGCAAUACGAAUAUGCUUUUGGAAACAGAAAAGGAAACGUUUAUUACUGAAAACUUACCUCCUUUUGUGAUUUAUCCGUUAUUAGAAAAAAGUUGAGCAAGUACUACGUUUUACACAAAAUGAAUCUUAGAAUAUGAUGACUUUUGAACAAAGCUCUGUUCCACGUGUAAAAACCCGAGGGGGUUGUUUUGUGGAACUAAGGAAACAGUGGAUUGAGCUUCUGUUUCACUAUAAUGCGCAGUUUUCCGCAUUUCAAAAGUAGUUUUUUCGCUCAAACCGAGUAUGCAAUACUCAACCAUGAGGAUCAGCGAAUCUUUUUCAAUUGCCUUCCCUCGGUCUAUCUAUGAUAAGCUCAAAUUUACUCUAUACUAAAUUCAACUCCAAAUAGUAGGGCCCAUUACAACGAAAUUUAUCAAAAUGAUUGUUUUCCCAAAAGUAGUAUCAAAAUAAAACUACAAUAAGUGCUGAAAAAGUUUUAGUAACAAAUAUUACUACACUUGAAAACCUUUGAAAAACUGAAUCAUUCUUUUUUUGACUAUCCAUUUCACCUCAUAUGCUCAUUAUGCCCCUAAUUUCCUUUCUAUUUAACCUUUUACACGAAACUGUCGUUUCUCGUCAGUUAAACAUUGUUUGUAUUGCGGAAAACAAAGUACAAUUUAAAAUGAGAGAUAGGAUCGACGUAUUUCAUAAGAAUGAAUGAGAAGGUUUGUUUAAUAUAUAAGCAACUUUUCGAUAUCGUAAAAUUAACAACCUGUAUAAAUCCCAGUUAUAGCUGGAAGUUCUGUUCUCAAGUGAUUCACCAAUUUCCUAAUGUAACGUAAUUUCACAGAACUUUUGUUUAUUUAAUCAAAAUAUUAUCAUUUUGAGCACUGUUUUCCAUGAAACUAGUCACAUACCGUACAUUUAUGGGCAUUUCAAUUAGGGCACAGUGCAUAAUGUUCAACUCUGCUAAUGAUUCGCCUCCAGAUUGAAAACUAUUUUGGUCCCUUAUAUGUCACCCUUAAAUAAAAAAUCGUCGGGCUUCACGAAGCACUUCCUAAUCAUAUGUUAGAAAAUCGAUUUUUUCUAGCAAAAAAACUAUAAUUGAAUUCAGGUGUGCCUCAUACCAUUUUGGAUAAGCUUAAACAUGUCACCCCGCAAGUGUUUCGAUUUUUUAAUCGUGUUGUAAUCAAAUGUAACUCGUGUCAGGAUGGAUUUUGUCUUGAAUGAGAGAGUAACGAUGAAUGCAGGCUGACCGCAGUAUCAGUAUUAGAGUUAAAUCCACUGGUAACAAUAGAAGGGAAUCAAGCCGUCAACCAUCGUCCAACGCAGUAUUUAAUACAUCAUAGUUGUUUAUGUAAGAUAUAAGGUAAAUGAAAAUUAAUACCUCUUCGUUAGACGUAAUCCAAACGAUUUCUUACCCACAAAGUGCGAAAAUAUUCACCAGCAAAACUCCAAACGUAGACCAUGAUAGAAAUAAAACGCAUAUCUUCAUUUCCCCUUAUCAAACCAACAUCAAAUAUCACGCCCCUCCACCUCAUGUGAAAUCACGAAUGUAAGCGCACCAUCGGCGGUGGAUUAUGCGUUGUCGGUGUCAAAUCCCAAACAUAUUUUACGAUAUACAUCUUCAGCAAAAACAAAGUGUAAGAAAUCCACAUCUUUAGCAUUUAAGGAAACAUAACAAAGAAAAUGAGCACCAAUCCACUAAGGCUUCCUGGUAAUGGCGAUAAAAUCACGUGAUGUAACCAAAAAUUUAUUAGGCUCGUGUCUCGCUGUUGCCCGGUCGCUUUAGCCCUAACUAGUGACUUGUAUAACAGAUAACCUAAGAACACAUACAACUUCGAUUCCGGAAAAUAACUACUGCAUAAGACGUUAACAACGAGAUGAAAAUGCGAACUAAGCAAUCCGAGAUAGAAUCUCGGAAACGAUUGAAAAUAGGCACAAACUUUGCGCAACACGCGGAACCGAAAAUGAUUAUCCCGUUAUGAAUAAGAUUAUUACAUUUUUACUUUCCCAGUGGAAACCUUUCGUCCUUUGGACUUUUUGUCGAUUGCCAAAACCUCUUGUGCGGCCUUGUUUUUUACAACAUAUGAGGAUCAAAUAUUUGCGUCCGCAAAAAGCGAUUAUAUAUAGAUAGAUUAUCCCCGUUGCCUCGUAAGAGUUGAUUCUUUCGUUCUGUUACGGUCAAUGCAAAAGUUCCGUUUAGUUUCGUCUUGGUUCAUAUUGCAACUGCAUGCUAGGAGGCCUGCUCAAACAAAAAACCGAUUGUGUUGAAACAAUGUCGAAUUUCAAUACAAAUGAAAGCACAUAUAUUUGUAUCGUUCGUUAAUUACAAACAGUAGGAUUUAAUGUUAACUGUUUUAAAACAAAAAUAUCUUGUAAGUGGACUAAGCACGAGCAUACGAGGAUAACAAAUAAAUUUUCAACGGAGCUGUAAACAA
Messenger RNA from Wyeomyia smithii (pitcher-plant mosquito), 4074 nucleotides. RefSeq names its product cold shock domain-containing protein CG9705. Bases 428 to 880 code for a protein of 150 amino acids. The transcript is spliced from 3 exons. The record is from RefSeq and is a predicted model, not a curated record. Gene Ontology annotation, cellular component: cytoplasm. Gene Ontology annotation, biological process: regulation of mRNA stability. Lineage: Eukaryota; Metazoa; Arthropoda; Insecta; Diptera; Culicidae. Gene Ontology annotation, molecular function: mRNA 3'-UTR binding.